Messenger RNA from Bombus impatiens (common eastern bumble bee), 1240 nucleotides. RefSeq lists its product as uncharacterized. The transcript is spliced from 6 exons. The coding region runs from base 290 to 1240 and encodes 316 amino acids. Lineage: Eukaryota; Metazoa; Arthropoda; Insecta; Hymenoptera; Apidae. The record is from RefSeq and is a predicted model, not a curated record.
UGCAGCAUCCCUCGUCAGUUGCAAGUCAGGAACUGUCGCGUCCGCGUGGCGUGUGAGUGGCGAGAACGUCCGAGCGCGCUCGCGCCCCUCAGUGUCGCGGUGUAUUUUUGUGCACGGAUUUCUUCAGAUUUCUGACAGUAACGUAGCCAACUGUUCGCGGAAACAGAAACCACGGAGUCAGAGUCGAGUGGACCCGAUGACAUUUGCCCGCGCGGCUCGCGUCCCUUGACACUGUUCGCCACGUUGCAAUAACGGAGAACGGAAGUUGCGGAGAACAUCCACAUUGCCGAUGAUCGUCGUUCGAGGAUCUAUGAGCGCUACCAGGAUCCCCAGAAUGGAUAAAGACGUUCGACGGAAGUGCGGGAAAGUGCGACGUGCCCUGUUCCAGCUGCUGCUGAUAGUGGGGGGUGUAACAGGACUGAAAGAUCUGACAAUCAACGUGCCAGCGGUGGUACGAUCGGGCGACACAGUGACACUAUCCUGUCAUUACGAUCUAGAAGGAUUGACAUUGUACUCCUUGCAAUGGUACUUUGAGGAUACGGAGUUCUAUCGGUACCUGCCAGAAGGAGAUCCUCCGUGCAAAACCUUUAACAUCGAUGGAAUGCACGUGAAUGUUUCCAAAUCGAACUCGAACGACGUAACAUUAGUUAACGUGUCGAGGAACCUGACGGGGUUGUACAAGUGCGAGGUGUCUGCUGGAAGCCCUUCGUACCACACGUUGAUCAACAGGGCCAGAAUGGAAGUAGUAGACGCGCCGAAAACGGACCCGACGAUCGGUAUCGAGAAAGAAAGGAUCGCAGUGGGUGAGCUGCUGCGGGCGAACUGCACCACAGGCAACUCGAGGCCCGCCUCCGCCAUUACGUGGAAGCUGAACAAGGAUCUCAUCACGAACAGCAGUAUGACGUACAGAACCAGAUACUUGGUCAUUCCACAGGACGACGAUUCACAAGUAUCGAAAUCGACCAUAGACUUCAAGGUGACGAACGACAUGUUUCGUAAUGGACGAUUGGUAUUGCGCUGCACCGCCUCCAUCGCGGACGUCUACCAGAAGUCGGCUGACAUCGAAAUCAGCGAGGACGCACCACGCAUCGCCUCGAUCACCGGCGAGUCACCACCUCGUGGACAUCGUAGCAGCAACUCGGCGAGCUCGAGCACGACCUGGACUACAGCGACGGUGAUGAUUCUCACCCUGCCAGCGAUCAUGUAUCUGAUGUUCUCCUCGACGACGAUAACCAUGUAG